CACAUGUGGUUUCGUCCCACUGCGCUGGGGCGCGCCAGCGGCGCGCUGGCCCACGUCGGCUGCGCGCUGGGCUGCGCUGGCCGCGCACUGAGCCGCGCCAACAGCGUUGUGCAGCGCAGUGGGGCGACGGUGGGGCAGGUGCUGGAGAAAGCUCACAGCCGGCAGGAGCUGUCGGCCGAUGACGCGGAGGUCCUCUUUCGGGCCGCCGGGUCGGAGUUGGGGGCGCUGCAACAGGCCGCAGACGCGCUGCGCAAGGAGGCAGUUGGGGAAGAGGUGACCUAUGUGGUGAACCGGAACAUCAACUUCACCAAUGUUUGCGUGAAACGCUGCGGGUUCUGCGCCUUCAGCCGCACGGGCAGGGAUCAGGAGGGGUACUUUCUGCCGCUGGAAGAGGUGCUGCGCCGCGUGCAGGAGGCCAAGGAGCUGGGGGCCACUGAGAUCUGCGUCCAGGCGGGGCUUGCGCCCAACAUGGCCCCCGCCUUGUACGAGGACAUCGCUCGCGCCAUCAAGGCAGAACACCCGGAGCUGCACCUGCACGCCUUCAGCCCGGAGGAGGUGCUGUGGGGAGCCAGGCGCAACAACGUGCCCCUGGAGGACUACUUGGCGCGGCUGAAAGCCGCCGGGGUGGACUCGCUGCCGGGGACCAGCGCUGAGAUUUUGGACGACAAGCUGCGGGCCCAGGUGGCCAAGGGCCGGCUGUCCGUGGAGGAAUGGGUGGCCGUGGUGAGCACGGCGCACCGCCUGGGGCUGCCGACCACGUCCACCAUGAUGUUCGGCUUCUGCGAGUCCCCGCGCCAACUCGCCAACCACAUGGUGCUGCUGCGGGAGAUCCAGAAGAAGGCGGAGGCGUCAGACGUCGUCGGCUUCACGGAGUUCGUGCCCUUGGGCUUCGUGGCCUCCGAGGCGCCCAUGUGGAAGCGUGCCGGUGCCCUGCAGGUGCGGCCGGGGCCCACCGGUGUGGAGGUGCUGAAAGCUCACGCAGUGGCGCGCCUGGUGCUAAACCCCUUGCUGCCGGGUGGCAUCCGAAACCUCCAGGUCAGCUGGGUGAAGGAAGGCUUCAAGAUGGCCCAGCUGAUGCUCACGGCUGGGGCCAAUGACCUGGGCGGCACCCUCAUGAACGAGAGCAUCUCCACCGCCGCGGGCGCAGGCCACGGGCAGCUGGCAGCCCCCAAGGACCUGCGGCGUUUGGCCUGGGAGCUGGGCCGCGGGUGCGCGCAGCGCAGCACCUCGUACGAGCGGCUCAAGAGCUUCGCCUGCCCCGGGACCGACUGGGACCGCAUCGAGGCUGAGACGAAAGGGGCGUUGGACCAGGUGGACGUGGCGCGCUUCGGGUCCUUCCAGGAGUUGGUCGCCUCUCCGGACUAUCGCUUCAAAGGCUCAGGCAAUCGCAAGGGAAAAGGGCCUAUGGCCGGGUCGUCCAGAGGCUACAGCACGGCACGUGCAGCCACCGUCAGCGACCAGUCAGCCGACCUGAGCAUCGGGGACCGGGUGGUGACGUAUUCCCCGUCUUUUACGCUGGUGCCCACGUACGAAUGCUUCAACGUGUGCAGCUACUGCAACUUUCGGAAGGAUGUCACCCGGGAAGGGGCGGAUUGGAUGUCGGAGCAGCAGGCGCGGCGGAAGCUGGAGAGCCUUGUGGGAACCGGGGUGGAGGAGAUCCUGGUGAUGUCAGGUGAGGUCCACCCGCGGGCAAGGAAUCGGGCAGCUUGGGUGUCCAUGGCGGAGAAGGUGUGCUCAACCGCCCUGGAGCUCGGCUUUUUGCCGCACACCAACAUCGGGCCUCUGGGCCGCUCCGAGAUGGCCCGCCUCAAGGAGGUCAAUGCUUCCAUGGGGCUCAUGCUUGAGCAGACGGUCGCCCUUGCGGUGCACGACUUCGCCCCAAGCAAGGAGCCCUCCAUGCGGAUGGCUCAGCUGCGGCAGGCAGGAGAGCUGAAGGUGCCCUUCACCACGGGCCUGCUGCUGGGCAUUGGGGAGACCACCUGUCAGCGCCUGGAGGCGCUGGAUGCUUUGGCGGAAGUGGCGGAGGAGUUCGGGCAUGUCCAGGAGGUGAUCCUGCAGCCGCACUCUUUGGGCAGCUCCCAGAAGCUUCGAGAUCCUGCGGAUGUGGCAGCUUCCCUGCCGGAGGUGGUGGCGGCAGCGCGAAAACGGUUGCCGCCCGGCGUGCGGAUCCAGGUGCCGCCCAAUCUGAUCCUCCAUCACACGCGCGGCGCGGAGAUCCUCAGGGAGUGCCUGGCCAACGGCGCGCGUGACUUGGGGGGGAUCUCCCCCAGAGAUGAGGUGAACCCGGACUUUGCAUUCCCAGUGCUCGAAGAGCUGCGGAAGCUCCUGACAGAGGAGGGCUACAUCCUGCAGUCGCGGCUGCCGGUGUAUCCACAGCACUUUGAGUGGCUCUCGGAGCGUGUGCGCCGCAACUUGAGGUGACGCUGGACACGACCCGUCGACACGAUGCAAGCAGACAUUCGGCAUGGGAGAGGCAAGGCAGGCCGUUGCACGGCAGGCCGUUGCACGGCAGGAUUUCAGGAGCUUCCAUCGACCGAUGAGACUGGAAGGCCAGACAGGUGUCCGGAGUGAGGCCUGCAAAGAGCUGCCCGUGCUGAGCCAAGGGGACCGAGGACAGAUCAGUGAUAGCCGCCUAAGCUCUCGAGUAGGUCAGGCUGCUCCGCUGGUUGCAG
This is a messenger RNA of Effrenium voratum, 2672 nucleotides long. The record is from the annotation of a GenBank genome assembly. Lineage: Eukaryota; Dinophyceae; Suessiales; Symbiodiniaceae.